Messenger RNA from Sapajus apella (tufted capuchin), 2574 nucleotides. It is a transcript of the gene MOB3B, whose product is annotated as MOB kinase activator 3B. The record is from RefSeq and is a predicted model, not a curated record. NCBI's taxonomy places the organism in Eukaryota, Metazoa, Chordata, Mammalia, Primates, Cebidae. Gene Ontology annotation, cellular component: cytoplasm; nucleus. The transcript is spliced from 4 exons. Gene Ontology annotation, biological process: signal transduction; positive regulation of protein phosphorylation. Gene Ontology annotation, molecular function: protein kinase activator activity. The coding region runs from base 463 to 1113 and encodes 216 amino acids.
AGACAGUCGAGCGCCGGCCGGCUGCGCGGCGCGCUGGGUGCCUGUGGGGGCUGCUCCGGAGCGGCGGCGGCUGAGCUGGAGCCAGGCGCUCGCCCGUCCGCCGGUUGGCUCGCUGGGACCGCGCGCACCGGCCGCAGAGUCCCUCGCGUGGACUGGCAAGCGACGCCCCACCUGCCCCGAGCUCACCCUUGUCCUCUCGCGCUGGCUGCCGCUGACCCGGCGAAGGGAGCCGACCGGGCCCUGGGCUGGCGGUAAAACGCCACGGAAAGAACAUGAGGUUUCCUUGGAAAUCAUUCAAGAGGAAGAUGGAAGGGGCUGUUUAAAAGAGCUUAAAAGCUACAGGCUGUAAGACUGGGGCCUGAGUGCUGGCAGUGGAAAACCCUGUUGGGCUGCGAUCCCUCCCUGAAAAGUUCCAGGUGCCUUUUUGCUUCUUGCAAAAGAAAGGAAGUGAAAGAGAAGACCAUGUCCAUAGCCCUGAAGCAGGUAUUCAACAAGGACAAGACCUUCCGGCCCAAGAGGAAAUUUGAACCUGGCACACAGAGGUUUGAGCUGCAUAAACGGGCUCAGGCAUCCCUCAACUCGGGUGUGGACCUGAAGGCAGCUGUGCAGCUGCCCAGUGGGGAGGACCAGAAUGACUGGGUGGCGGUACACGUGGUGGACUUCUUCAAUCGGAUCAACCUCAUCUAUGGCACCAUCUGUGAGUUCUGCACCGAGCGGACCUGCCCUGUGAUGUCAGGAGGCCCCAAAUAUGAGUAUCGGUGGCAGGAUGACCUCAAAUAUAAGAAGCCAACAGCGCUGCCAGCUCCCCAGUACAUGAACCUGCUUAUGGAUUGGAUUGAGGUUCAGAUCAACAACGAGGAGAUAUUUCCAACAUGCGUGGGUGUUCCCUUUCCAAAGAACUUUCUUCAGAUCUGCAAGAAGAUCCUGUGCCGCCUUUUCCGGGUCUUUGUCCACGUCUACAUUCACCACUUCGACCGGGUCAUCGUGAUGGGUGCAGAGGCCCAUGUCAACACUUGCUACAAGCACUUCUAUUACUUUGUCACAGAGAUGAACCUCAUAGACCGCAAGGAGCUAGAGCCUUUGAAAGAGAUGACGAGCAGGAUGUGUCACUGAUGUUCCACCUCACCCUCUGGAAGAAAGGAAAGCGGUUUCCUCCUGGAGCCCUGCAUGGGCAGGAAGUGGACCACCCUGGCUGAAAUGACACACCUACUUCCAGGAGCUGCAGAAGUGGAGGCAAGCGGUGACUCCUGAGAGACGUUCCCCACUCACUUUGUGUGCCGUUAACCUUCUGAGUGCUGCUAGCCCAGACCCGUGGACCAGGCAGACCCAACAUGGAAGAAGGACCAGCCCUUUGACCCUUCUGGCUGGAAGAUAUCCGAGAGGAAGCCUCUGCACUUCCACACAUGGCAUCGUUCUGCCUAUGACCUGCCGCCUAAGCUUUACUGGAAUUCAGGUUUUGAGACUGGGAUGCUUGUUUGUAUUUUUCCACUUAUCUGUCUUGUCAGCUGGCCAACUUCUCUGUGAUUGGUUUUCUAAGUGCCGGGUGAAUUUUGGACCUCUGGAUGUGCAGUGAGUUUUUAUGCAAUAAGCCUUCCUUGCAGGUCUCUGAGAGCUCCUGCUCUGAUGCUGUGAUUUAACACUGUGCAGGACCGUGGAGCUCAGAGAGACCUGAACCCCCACCCCCCACACCCGCCUACUUUCCCUGCCAUAGCUUCCAUAGCAUUUCCCUAAUAAGUAGUUUUAUCAGGGACACGCCAUGGGGUGGCUCGUCUCUGCCCCAAACAGGGUCUUCACAUUCUAACUCCAGGGAAGAGACUGGUUACUAGCAUAAAGCUGACAAGUUACCAGGUCACCUGAUCAGAAUGUAUUUUUUAUAACCACCAUCAUUCCUUGCCUCUUCAGUUGAAGAGAUUCUUUCCUGUUUCCCAGAAGAGGGAAAUAAAAGUCCUAAAUGACUGAGAAUGAUCAGCAGGAGCUUUGGUCCCAAUUACUACAGCGUUUGUUCUUUAUUAAAGGGCAGGGAGCCGCAGCUGUCUCUACGUAACACUAACAUUUCAGUGAAAAAACAAAAGUACAAUUGGUUAUUUGGUACAUGUAGAUUUAACACCCAGACGGCUGACUGGUAACCUUCCCCACUGGCCUUCUGAGCAUUUAAACCCAGCCCACGUUCUCUCCCCACUCCACACCCUCCCCUCCUCUGCCAUGUUAUGUUACAGCACAAAAUUAAUUUCCGCCCCUGUGAUUGUGCCACGGUUGUCAAGGUGACAGUGGAGCCGGAGCUAACUUCCUUCUUUCAUCCUUUCCAAUUUUUCUGUUCCAGAAGACAGUCAGAAUAAUGCAUUCUGUACUACGUCCUGCCUUUGGAAACCUAAAUGAGUUUUCGUUGAUGAAAUGUUGCCUUCUCUGAUUCAUUCAAAAAACUGUGGUGGUUCUGACUACCUGUGAUGAGGGGGUCAUAAUGCUUCCAGUGAUCCUUUGAAUUUAGCAAAAUGUUUGCUGGUGGAGGGAAGUAGAUAAGAAUGUAUUAGUGUAUGUUAAUGUAAUAACGAUUAAACAAUAACUAAACAACUCUGA